Messenger RNA from Rubroshorea leprosula, 542 nucleotides. NCBI's taxonomy places the organism in Eukaryota, Viridiplantae, Streptophyta, Magnoliopsida, Malvales, Dipterocarpaceae. The record is from the annotation of a GenBank genome assembly.
CUUAGUUUUCUCGAUUGGCUUAAGGCUCAUGCUCGACAGUUGUCUCCAAGCCCCAUUCUCAACAUUCCUUGGGCUAUGCCCAAAAUCACCCUCCUGUGGUGUCUUUGAGAUACUCAAUAUAGAUGACUCUGCUAUUGGGAAUCCAAGGGAAGCUGGGUGUGGUGGACUAUUCCGCGACUCUUUGGACCACUGGACCAUUGGUUAUGUGCACAAAAUUGGUAUCAUGACUACUUUUGUUGCUGAACUUUGAGCCAUUCAUGAUGAACUUCAUCUAGGGUCCUUUUGAGAAUGAUCCCUCACCUCCAGAUGAAACAUGUUCGGUGGGAAUGUACUAUGGCUGCUGAUGCCAUUGCUAAGAACGUCCACUCCUUUUUCAAUUUUAUUAUUUUGCAACAAUGUCCUCCGAAUGUUGAUCCUUUAUGUGUAGUUGACAUGGUUGGGGUCUACUACUCCGGGAAUUGAUUGUAGUUGUAUUUUGUAUCUAGCUUCAUUUUUAACGCAACUCUAUUUACCCAAAAAAGGAAAAAAUGGCAUGAGUAGUA